Molecule: messenger RNA, 9905 nt
Organism: Pseudomyrmex gracilis
Lineage: Eukaryota; Metazoa; Arthropoda; Insecta; Hymenoptera; Formicidae
Gene: bark
Product: protein bark beetle
Exons: 15
Coding region: 608-9466 (2952 amino acids)
Cellular component (GO): membrane
Source: RefSeq, a predicted model, not a curated record
GUGAGAGACGGCGACGGGGGAUCGCGCAAGGAACGAUCUACGAGAUAACCCGUCAAAGAAGAUACGAACGAAAGAGGAUCGAGCGUCUCUCUUGCACACGUGAUUAAUCGUCGCCCGAAGCUUCUGCUCAGUGAAAGUAUCAUAUGUUGCGCGAAACUAAGAUACACGGAUCGGAUUCGCCGCGAGUGACGCGGUCCGAGAAUCGGUUGGCGAUAAACGGAUGAUUCCUUUUAAAGUCCAGUCAUCGUCAGCGCCGAGCGAACGUCACGAACUUUUUUUUCUAUUCCAGUGUUCGUACUUGCACACGCUCGAGCGGAACGCGACGAGAGUUCAUCUCGAAGAUCUGCAAGACUCGUCGAGAAACCUAGGAAAGGCAAAACCGUUUGCCUUUAAAUGUCAUUGCCUCUCCCUCCAGUCGCUGAUCUCGUCUGAAUAUUAAAGUUACCGGUUUUCUAUAUUCACGACGACGGUGUGCGAAUCGAACAGUGAGUCAAGAACAGUGCAAUUCUUUUUCCAGUGAGUUUCAAAGACUUCUCGUCGAUGGUUCGAACGGCUGUCUGAACGCGGCGAGGGGAAAACAAAAAAAAAAAAAAAAAAACAAGAAAACAUGCGCCGGAAGAUGCACCGGAUGCACGCUUUGUUGAUGGUUCUGGCCGUACUGGCCGGAGCUCGGGCGAACAAUAGGUACGAAAAUUAUUCUAUUUAUUACACGGAACCGCCGUCGAUAAACUCGAGCUCGGUGAACAACAGCGAUCUGUACGAGCUGCGCGGCGGCCACAUCGUCCGGAGUCAGAGGGUGCUGUCGCGAUCGAAGAGUCCUUACUUGCUGCGCGAGGAUCUGUUCGUCGCGAAGGAGGGCGAGCUCGUAAUCGAACCGGGUGUGAGGAUCCACUUCGGCCCGAUGGUCGGCAUCACCGUUCGCGGCGUCAUAACAGCCGAGGGCAACGCACACGAUCCGAUUGUCUUAACCGCGGCGGAAGUGAAAACGCAGGAUAGUCAGACAUCACCUCCUCUGAUACGUCUAGUCGACGGACCGAGUCCGUUAACGGGAAGACUGCAGCUCUUCCACCGAGGCCACUGGCGUUCCGUCUGCACGAACUCGCGAAACUGGACUCGCGCGGACUUGGAAACAGCUUGCCGACAGCUCGGUUAUCAGGGCGGACAGUGGUGGUCAUGGAUCGACAGACAGUGGCCGUCCAAGCCGCGUCUUCUUUACGAGGACCCAGGCUGUCGCGGCAUUGAGUCCGAGCUGACCAGUUGCGAACGUUGGUCGGAGAGACAAUUGGGCGCCGGUGUUUGCGAUUACCAUCCGGAUCUGGGUAUUUCUUGCUCGCCUUAUCACGAUGGCGCAACCACGGCGAUCAAGCAUUGGCGAGGAUUACGAUUCGAGAACGCGUUGUACAACACGCAACUUAUUCAAGAGAACACGCUCAACGUGCGUCUGUCCCGGUCUGUUUUACGGCAUGUAGUGAUCGAAUAUGCCGGGACUGGGAGAGAGAACAACGUGACAUCGGCGAUUCACGUGGAAGGCGUGCCGCCGAGAAUGGAAUCGAUUUCUGUUCUCCGUUCCGCUCUUACAGGUAUCAACGUUACCGCGCCGGACGCGCCGGUCGCUAUAAACAACUGCACUGUGCAACACAACAAAGGAUAUGGAAUUUACGUAAACAGCUCGUACGGAAUGACGCACAUUAACGACUGCACGGUACUCGAGAACGGAGCGGACGGCAUAAAGUACGUGCACUCGGAUGAGCGACCGGACGACAAGCUGGAUCGCAGCGGCAUUUACGAUCUCUGCACUUUUCCCAAAACGGCCAGUCAGGUCUUUCCCGUCACCAUAUUCAUGGAACAGACUAAAUAUUCUUCCAGAAUAAAACAAUGCACGCAGCAUCUUUUAACGUGGUCGAAUCGCGUUCUGACAAUGCACUUUCUUCAAAUGAGAACCGACAGGAAUGACAGCGCUGUCAUCGAGGUGUACGAUGGCGACAGGGAGGACAGACUUUUGGCUCGCGUUAAAGUCAGAAAUGGCACGUUGCCGCAGAGCGUGACCUCGACGCGUGAGAAUCUCUUUGUAAAGUUUAUGGCGGAUCCUCUGGCUAGCACAAUCGUGUUCGUGCGAUUAUCUGCGGGUUACAAAAAGACGUACGAUCUCAAUGUAACCGGCAGCACGAUAACGAGCAACAACGGCCGCGGCAUCGUCGCGGAGAAGCUAAGAUCUGCUCUGCACAUUCACGAGACCUCGGUGUCGAACAAUCAACACGUGGCCGGCGUUCACGUGUUGGGCGGUGCGAUGGACGUCAAUAUCACCGACAGUCGUAUUUCGUUCAAUCAGGGGGACGGUAUUAACAUUACCGUUACGGGCGGCAGUCGCAACGUGUCGCACAGCAGUGUGUCGUCCAACCGCGGUUACGGCUUCGCGGUGUGGCUGAACGACAGCUCCGCUACGGAAUACGAGUAUUUCAAUCAAACAACAGUGAUCGAGUACUCGCAAAUAUUAUGCAACACAGACAUCGGCAUUCUGGUCGGCAACGCAACCGGCAACUCGUACGUGAACAUCACCGGCAAUUGGUUCAAUUCCAGUUCGGAAACGGCGUUGCAAGUGGAAUCCAGUUGGAGGAGAGACAACGGAUUGAUGAAACUGCAGAUCGGACACAAUUCUUUCAUACAGAACGCAAAACUGGGUAUCAGACUGAGCCCGGCGCUCAAUCUCGACGCUACGAUAGAAUACAAUCACUUCGUGGAUCAGUCGAAUGGCGGAAUUCUAAUAAGAAAUCCUCUCUACGAGGAAUUCAACGUUUUGCCCGCAGAGAUUGUGAUUCGACACAACGAGUUUUACAACAAUCGCGGCACUUUCGUGGUCAGCAUCGGUUUGUCGCCCUACAGCGACGUGCAGAAGCUAUUGUUCACGAGGAACUUCUUGCGAAACAAUCGCGUUUGGGAGCUGUUUGACAAUGGCGGUACGCCGAACGUCAAAUUGAUACCGCGCUCCAGAGUGGCCGCGGUCGUCGUCGUAUCUUCGAGCAACGUUGAGGUUUUCCGUAACAUCUUACAGAAUCCCGAGUCGCGUUACGAAAUCGGUUCUCAUCUCGAAGAUCAGAGCAAAGUUAUCAAUUGCACUUACAAUUGGCUGGGAUCUGGAGAGGAGAAGAUAAUAUUUAAUCGACUGUUUUACAGGAAGGACAGAUACAAUCUCGCCAAGAUCGAGUACUUACCCUACUUGCUGCACUCCAGCAAUCCCGGCACGAACACCAUAAUUCCGAAUCCGAUGUUCGUGCCGCAAUUUGUCACACCAGGCACGAAUCUCGUCGGCGGAGAGGUCGACGGCCAGGAGGAAUUAAAAGCUGGAGAGUACAUCGUCGAGCGCGACAUAAACGUGAGACCAGGCGGCAAGUUGAUACUGCAACCGGGCGUGACGUUACGCUUCCCGCCGGCCGUGGGGAUGAUGGUUGCCGGCAAAUUGGACGCGCGCGGCAAAGGACCCGGCAACAUCCUGUUCACGCUCAAAGAGGAACUCGCUGUGACACCGAACAAUGAGACUCAUGAGGACGAAGUUAUUAUUAACCAUAUCGACGAUGUGGAAUCCGCGUCGGUGAGGCUUCUCGGUGGCAAAACGAAUCUCGAAGGGAGACUGCAGGUGAAAAUUGGGAAUAAAUGGGGCACAGUGUGCAACUACGGCUGGACGAUUCUGGACGCAGCCCUCGUUUGCCAUCAAUUGGGAUUCAUCCUCGACAUUGAGAAUUGGUUUAUGGAACGAUCGCAAAUACCGAACGCGGGGAUCAACGAGGAUAUACUUCUGAGCAACGUUCGGUGCACCAAGGACGACAACGACAUAACGAAGUGUCGCGCGGAGAGAGAGCAGGAUUUCGAGAACUCGUGCACUCAUGCCAACGACGUGGGUGUUAGAUGUUUGGAGGCGGCGUGGGCGGGUCUUAGAUUGGGACCGUUGGCUCAAAGAAGCGAUCUGCAAUACGUGACCAUUGAGAAAGCGGGUUUGCUAGACUACAAAACAAAUUCAUUCAAACCAGCUUUGCAAAUUGAUUUUGCUCGUCAUUCGCUGGACGGAGUCAGGGUCGUCAACAACCUGCAAGACGGGCUGGGAAUUUUGUACUCGGACAUAUAUUCGGCGGGCGCGAUAAAUACCGUAACCAACAGCGAGUUUUCCAAUAACGGCGGAAGCGGCGUCAGUUUCAAGCAGCUGGGCAUGAAGAUAAUCAAUUCGCGCGUCGAGAACAACAAAGUCGCGGGAAUAAAACACAAUCCCGCUCUCUCGGCGGUUCAGCAAAGAGAAUUUGCGGGAUGGUUCUUGCAGACUCCGGACACCACGAUAGAUUCUCCGUACGAUCCCGUCAUUUUACCGGAAACGAACGAGAAGAUCGAGCUCGAGAAUGGAGAGACCAAGUACAUCACAACGACCAAAGUAACCGGCCAGUCUGUACGACGUACUAUUAACAUCAGAUGCACCACGUUGAGCUACGUCGUCGGAAUUCAGUUGCUGAACCCGAUAGAAAAUCGCAGCACGGAACAAAUUAUAAUUCACGAUUCGCAGUAUCUGAGCAAGACUCAGAUAAGCUGGCACGUAAAACGGGAUCUGAGCGUUUUCCCCGUUACAUCCAGUUCCUACAUGAUCAUCUUGGAGUACAGCAGCGGCGAAAACGCUCUUGGCGGUGUCGUAAUGGCCGUUACGUCGAUUUUAUCUCCAACGCAGAAUAAAGACUACAACAGAGAUUACAAAGACAAUAAAAUCACCGGUCCUAUUCCCACGUUGUUCGUCACAAAAACGAAAAUUAAAGGCAAUCAGAAAGGCAUACUCGCGUACUACUACAAUCGGUAUUUGAACGAGAUCGGCGAUCAUUUUCUGCGAAAAGCUAACGAGACCGUUCAGCUGAUUGGUUGCGAGAUAUCGCACAAUCGCGAGGAGGCUGUUUACGUUUACUCGCCGUACUGGAACAUUUUCCAAUCGAAUCUGUCCGAGAUAUCGAUACACAUAAACAACAGUCUGAUCAUAGACAACGGCAAGGGCGUACAUCAGUUCAGUCACGACGCCAGACACUCCAACAAUCUUUUCCACUGGAUAAUGCAAGACAGCACUGUCGAGAGAAAUCGCGGCGGCGGAUUCGAGGUGUUGCUGCCGGACGUCUGGCAGUACAACGAGAACUUCACGCACUCCUUGUACUUCGGGAACACCACUUGGCGUAACAACGAGCAGUUUGGUUUCGUGGUGGACGGCCAUUUCGCUCACCUCAACAUGUCCUACAAUCACUUCGACAGCAAUCGUUGCAAAACCGGUCUGAUAUCGAUACGCGGCAUGGAGAAGAGGAUCAAGAUCGAUAACAAUCGCAUCGAGGGCAACAGCGGUGCUUACAUGGUCGAGUUCCGUGCGGACAGUCAGUCCGAGAUUCUCGGCGAUGUAUACGCGCGCUUCUUCUACAACGAGGUCAAACGAAACACCUACGAUCUCAUCGGCAUGGGGCCGCGUCGUACGUUCGACAAUCCCAGCUACGUCGUCGGCUUCCACGGCAUACAGAAGGUGGAAGUCAUCAAGAAUCUCUUCGGCGAGAACUCGUUGGAUUACGAGUUACUGGCCGGCAUCAGAACGGCCAAGAUUAACAACGAGGUGGACGUUAGGGAGAAUUGGUGGGGCACCGCCAACGACACUCUCAUCAGACAAAGAAUCUUCGAUUUCGACGACUGGAACGAUCACGCCGUGGCCAAUUACAGACCGUACUUGAUGAGAGACUCGCUGGACGCGCACAUUUCCGCGAAGUGGCGCGUAAAUCCGGAGACAAUCGACUUGGACAAUCUGGGCGGUCGUAUAAUCGAUAAUCUCUCGCUCUACGCGAGAUCCGAGCCCUACGUUAUACGUUCCGACAUCACGAUCAUGCCGGAGGCCACUCUGCGCAUCUAUUCCGACGUUGUGAUGGAAUUCGCUCCCAACGUGGGAAUCCUGGUUCUGGGAACUCUGAAAGCCGAGGGCGCGGUUGGUCACGAAAUCGUAAUGAGACCGAUGAAGCGCACGGACGCGAGCGCGAGCUCCGCGUUCGCAAAACCGGCGCCGCUGAAGAAUUCCGCCAAUCUCGUCUCGAUAACGGACGAGACGAUCCGUCUGUGCAAGGACGGACGCUGCUCCACGUUGUAUCACGAGGGAUUUCUGGAGUACUUCAACGAGACGACUCUGCAGUGGAUUCCCAUAUGCGACGAUCGGUUUACCGAGCGCAACGCGGAAGUCGCUUGUCGACAACUCGGUCACGACACCCUCAACGUCUACGUGUCGUACGAUCGCAGAUACGAACUUCAUCCCGGAUCGUUGACGCGCGUGUGGUCCUGGCCCGAGCCGCUGCAGUGCUCCGGAAAGGAGCCGAGUCUCAAGGAUUGCCAGAUCAGACUGAACGGUCAGCUGUUCGGUCAUCGUCACGAAUGCCCGUGGGACGGAAAGUUCGUGUUUCUUCACUGCGGCAGACGAAAUCUGGACGACGCGUACGAUUAUUGGGGCGGGAUACGAAUCGCGAACAGCGAGUUCGAGCAUUCUCUUUACGAGCAUCGCAUCCACGACGUCGUGACUCACGAAACUCACAGACACGUCGAGUCGGUUCUCAAGUACAUCAACAUAACCGGCGCUGGAAUUUUGCAUUUCGAGAAAUCGUCCGCCAUACAGUCGAUCAUGAGAUCUCCGGCGGUUGUGCACGUCACCAUCGAGCAAAGCGCUUAUCACGGAAUCAACUUCGUGUCUCCUACGAACACGGUGGAAUUGUUGUUCAACACGAUCAACAACGUCCUGGGCAACGGCGUGAAUAUACUAUCUCUGACGGGAGAAGGCCGCGAGGCGGACGAGAGCUCGUUCACACCCAUCAAGGACCUCAAUGUCCCUUAUCACCUGUUCAGCUUGAUCGACAUGUGCGACACCACUAAGGAGAUCACGAUCGAGGAGCGCGUGAUUGUCUAUUACAAGUACGACAAUUAUCCGGUGAAUUGCGUGAAGAUCUUCCGUAGCACGGACGGAGCGAAACCGUUCGGAUUCAGACUUUUGCAAUUCAAUCUUUACAACAACACCGGCAAACCAGGCCGUGCCGACGGUAUUGUUUUGUACGACGGGGACAUCUACAACAUCACCUCCAAGAAGAUUGGCCACUUGGAGGCAAACACUCCCGACGAGAAGAGACUGUUCAGAACGCGAAACCCCAGCCUCAGCGUGAGAUUCUUCGCUAAUGGCGCCAGCAACGUACACGGAUUUAUCGCGGAAAUCGUGACUCUUCCGAUAUCCGCCAUCGGAUUCAAUCGCGACGUUCAGCACAACGUGUCUUACUCCGUGAUGUCGAACUGUCGCGAGGGCGCGAUGAAGUACGCGAGCGCCGGCGAAGUGAACGCCAUAAUGACGAUCGAGCGUAAUCAGUUUGUCAACAAUUGCGAGAAGCUGUACGGCAACUUUUCCACGUGCAAAUCCGCGUUGUGGCUCGAUGUUCAGAACACGCAGUCGCUUUACUUCAGAAACAACCUGGUGCGACGUAAUCAAGGCGGAUUGUCAAUUCGCGCGGAUUCGAGAGGUUCGGCAACGUCGCUCAAGGGAUGGAUUCACAACAAUUUGUUCGCGGAAAAUUUCAACAAGCCCGCGUUGUACGUCGAGGGUCGUCAGAGCAGUCCGUAUCAGGAAGUGAUCAUAUACAGAAAUUAUUUCACAAAGAACAACGCCCCGUACGACAACAAUAUUGUUCUUAAGCAAGUGGUCAGCAAUAUGACGCUCAAUUAUCUGCACGGAAACCUCGGCAUGCAUCUGUUGGAGAUUUCGGGAUUCGAAAAGGUGCGGUUGCCAAUUUAUCAGAGCACGUCUCACAACGGUUUUUACAAAAAUUACGCGGUGGAUCGCGAAGGUCGCAGCACCAUAGUCGCCGGCACACCCGGGCAGCAAUACGUCGACAACGUGUUCUUCAAUCCCGACAACGAUUACGAGAUGCUCACCACAAAUAGAUCUCAACAGUUCAAGAUAUGGACAGCUCACGUGGACGCGCGACACAACUGGUGGGGAUACAACGAGACCCUGGCGGUCGCGGGACGCAUCAGGGAUCGCGGGGACUCGCCUGAGCUGUUGGAGGUCGAUUAUCAACCCUUUCACAUGAACAAUAAGUCGGUGUUGAACGGCAAGUGUCCGCCCGCUUGGGAUCUCGUCGGCGACACGUGCUACAUCUUCAUCGGUGCGCCCAUGGACUUCUACAGCGCGCGGGAUUUCUGCAGAUUGGCGAACGCGUCGAUGCCAUUUAUCAUGGGGGAUUAUCGGGAGCUCUGGAGAUUCGCGCGAAGACAGCAAGAACGAUUAGAUUAUUCGGAACGUUUGUGGGUGCAGCAGUUGGAACGUGUGGAUCAGUGCACGAUCUUCACGUAUCAGACCAUUGAAAUUGAUCAUUGCGCGCAACCCAAUCCGUUCGUUUGCGAGAUCGAUCCGAAGGUCCACAUCGAUCCUCUGUCGUGGAGAAAGGAUAUCGUCGCGGUCGGAGUUCUGGGAGCGGCUGGUGUCGCGCUCGCGCUGCUCACCGCGGCGAUAGCGCUGUGGGUUUCUAAAUCGAAAAAACGCAAGAUCGAGAGACUGGAGAGACGCAACUCCAUCAGACAAUCCAUGCAUUCUCUGCGUUCAAUUGGCUCCACGUCCGGUUUCACUGAGCUUGCUUAUCGGCGGAAACCAAUCGCGACCAAACAAUCCACGGACACGCUGAAUUCGAAGUCGCUCGAUUACAAGCGUAUGCUGAACGGCGGGAGUUUGGACUCGAUGGACAAGUCCCAACUAAACUCAUCGAUAGAGGACAAUCAGAGUUACGACGUGUACGAGGCUCACAAUCCGCGAUAUUCGCCGAGCACGAGCGAUUUCAAGGACGCGCAGAAAUACGGCGCGGCGCAGAGCAUCGACAAUCCGGUUUUCGAUCUGGCGUAUCGCAACGAGGGAUUUCGUAAUCAUUCGACUUUCGCGGCGAGAAACGACGUCGCCUCGAACUGGCCGUCGCAACCGAACGUGCGAUCGACCUCGAUGGACGAAAAUCACAUGAUGGCCGAUUCUAACGAGAAUUCGUACAUGAAUAACGCGUCCACGUUGCCGUUGAAUUCGAGUAUGGCGUUCACCGAUUCGAUAAGCGAGCUGAAACGCGACAUAGAGGCGUCAUCGACCGCUUACGACCCCGUGGAAUACGAUUCGAGACGCACGGCCACGUUGACACCGAGCCAGGCGUCCGAGCCGGUUCCGGAGUACGCGUCUGACUUCCAGCCGCCGGUGCCGCCUCAUCCCUAUCACUACGAGGCCGAGAGCAGACCGAGAAGCGAGGCGCUGCUCGAGACCAACUUCGACACGGGCGAGGAGAAGCCGCUGCGAUCGAAAAGCGAGGUGUUACUGGAGACCAAUCUGGACGCGUUCCUAGUCAACGAGCCUACGGAACUUACGCAGUUGUCGGCGUCCGCGAGAAGCAAGAGUCAGCCGCUGGAAACGGCGAUGUAGAGCUCUGAAUUUUUACGACGGAUAUUCGCGUUGUCCGCAGUUCGGACGCGAACAGAAACAUUGCGUGCCAAAUAUCUCCUGGCGAUAUAGACACUGCCAGCUACGACGUGUCGCACAAUAAGAGAUUUAUCUAAAUCGCUCACAAUCGCUGCCGAUUUACACGACACUGUGUGUGCCAUUUCGAAUGAAAACAGCACGAACCGAGAAAAGAACGCGAUACGCACAAUAAAUAAAAUGUUGCCUGCUGAACGAAGCAGUUGAACUUAGAAAAAAUAACGUGACGCCAACACGAACGUUGUAGCUCAUUGUUAAAUAGAAUCACUGAUGAGAGUGUUCGUCUCUCGCGUCGACAAGAACUUACACAAAGGGUGCUUUCCAACUACGUACACAGGCGACACUGUGUAACACAGUGUCCAUUAGUGUGAGAAAGAGCAUAUCA